AUGACCAUAAUGGUAGGGCUGUGUUUGCCCUCGGAUGUCAAAUUUGAAGCUACGGCCGUAUGUAAUAUUGAACAUGGCGAGGAAGAGCAGGUUAUUGUCAAGGCGACUUCGUCCAAGAUCAUGUAUACGAUGGAUAAGAGGAAUAUCGAGUUUGGAAGAAAGCUAUGCUGUGAAAUAUGCGAAGAAACUAUCACCUUAGCCAAUCCCGGUUACGGUAGCUUCAAGUACCACAUAAAAUGCGACGAUGACUACCCGCCGGACACAGUACCGAAUGCUGGUUGGUUGUGCGUGACCCCGAGAGGUGGUGAAUUGGGUACCGAUGAAGAGGUUGUGUUGCAUAUCAGGUACUUCCCUGGAUUCACAGGAGAAUUCAAGGAAUCCUUUAAAAUGGAGAUCGGCUACCUCGAACCGUUCGAAGUCUUCGUGCACGGUUACAGCGCCCCGGCUCAAAUCAUGAUGAGCCUUCUGAGACCGGCCAUCUUCGAUAUACCACCUGUAGCGCAAUACCUGGCCAUUGCGCGCUUGACUCUUGACUAUUUGAGAUCGCAGACUGUCAAAAGUAUCAAUCUGCCUCGGCAUUCUCGACUCUAUGCACACCAUGAGGCUGACGGAAUAAACUCGGCGAUUUUUCAGCAAAUGGCGAAAGAGUGGGUGAUCGUCACGGAGAGUGAUGUUUACCCGUCAGAAGCCGAUAUCGAGCUAGUAAUAGAACGAGACCUGCUCAACCAGAGGUUAUCAAAUACUUUAGAUAUUUUGCACGAGCAUGUGGUCACCAGGAAGAUUCAUGGCAUUCCUCAGUUUGUGCCCCCCUCAUAUAUUCUUGAUUUUGGAUAUGUCAUACUUGGUAAACCUGUCUGUUACACGGUUUUGAUCGUGAACUAUGGCCCAACUGACACUUUUGUGGGCGUGCGCCUAGGAAAGAAAGCAAGUUCAAUAAACAUUGAGUUUAGAGGGAGGAAGCUCGCUGUCGGAGAAGUGACUCAGUUGUUCGUAGUCUUCAAUCCAACAGUUGAUGAGUUCGGAUUGGAAGAUAGCAUCAUGGAAAAUGAUUUUGCACUUACGCUGAGGCAUGGCGGACUAAUACCAGUUACAAUAAGAGCAAGUGUGUCUCUACCUCGAAUUGAUUUAGGAUGCGAGUGUCUUGAAUUUGGAUCUGUCAAAGUGGGUAGCGCAUUUAGAAGAUCAAUGUACAUCAAAAACAGUGGGUGCUUUGAAGUAAAAUGGUCGAUCAAAGUAACAGCUUCUAACGCGGCAUCUGCAAAUGCUUUUAAGGUCAUCCCCACUAAGGACGACCUACUGCCUGGAAAAAAACAAAUACUGACCAUCAUUUUCAUGCCGGAAAUGCAGGGAUCAUUGAAAGCUGUCAUCGUAGUAGACAUCGAAGGCAACAAAGAACCCGUGCGUUUGAGACUGAUCGGAGAAGGAAUCAUACCUGAGCUAAGCAUCAGCAGAAAUGUAUUGGAAUUUCCCCCUGUAUUACCAUUUGGCAGUGCUGGAACAGAUUCAUUUAUUGUCAAGAACGCCUCACCGUUUCCUGUGGAGUACUGGUUUCCAAAUUACGAUGAAGAAUACAGUGAAGAGCAAUUCCUGAUCCACACCUAUCUCGUCUACCAUAACAUUUCAACGCUUCUAAUACCGGAACGACGACCUGGCGAAAAGCUCCCGGAAAUAUUUAAUAUGACGUUCUCGCAGAUCAAGGACGCGAUCAGACAGAAACUGUUGGAGGCAUCUAAAGAAGAAACCCUUCAAGAUCCGCUGACAAUAUGUGAUAAAGAACAACUCGUCGCCAUGGUUUCUGAUUAUUUGGAUGGUUUGGAAGAUCAUCUCGAAACCGGUGAUACAGACGGUUGGACCACAGUGUGUGACGAGGAAACUAAAUUAUCAAUCAUGGAACCAGUGAAAGUUGAUGAAGAUGCGAAUACCAGGAAUGCAUUUUUUGUGAUAGUACAUGGCGGACCAUCAACAGAAUAUCACAAAGUGGCUUGCACUAUAAGCAAGAAGCUGCGUUUUCCAAUGUACAGCGUAAACUAUAUGAUACUCGAAGAGCUUGUUAAUAACACUUCUCAUACAGCUAAAGAGAUUAAUGCAUGUAUAAACAAACGAAUCGGAAUUGUUCAUGAUCAGCAAAAUUACGAAGAAGAUUUUGGAUUUCCCUUUGAAGACGAGUACGACAUACUGCUGAGGAAAAUAGGAAUGGCACAGACUGGCAAACAAAUACCUAAACAAGAAGCGCCUGCUGAUAAAAAAGGAAAAAAGGGAUCGGAAAAGAGUUCUGGAAAAAGCUCUGAGUUGAAAAGCGGGAAACAAAAAAAGAAAGAUGCUGACGGGCCUACGUUGAUUAAUAUUCCUAUGGAGUUGUUCGUGUCUUUGCUCAAGGAUAAGUUUAGCAGGUUUGAACUCGCAUGUUUAGUUUUCAACUCGCUCUUUAUUUAUGUAUAUUAA
Acanthoscelides obtectus is the source of this 2442-nucleotide messenger RNA. Lineage: Eukaryota; Metazoa; Arthropoda; Insecta; Coleoptera; Chrysomelidae. The record is from the annotation of a GenBank genome assembly.